CAUUCAUGAUUUUCAUCCAAAAAUUUUGAUUAUUCAAACAAUAAACGUUUGAAAUAAUGAAACUUUAUCAACGAAAUUUUCUACUUAUUCUUUUUAUAGCGUUUGGAUCAAUUUUCGGUUGGCUUAUUUUCAUUUCUAAUAGUAGUCCUACUAAAAACCUUUCGAUUAUUGCUAGUUCCAUUCAUCCUAUUGCUAGAAAAUUAAUUGAAGAUAAAACAGAAACUCUGUCCAAUGAUCUUAUUGUUGCAUCACCGGUGAAACAACCAACAGUGAUUGAUAGUAAAAAUGUUGAUCCACUGGCCGAAUCUAGAUCGGUAUCAAAACCGAAACGAAUACGAAGCAUUACCUGUAAGAUUAAUGGUGAAUAUAAGAUUAAUUGUUUGAAAUUAAUGAGUGGCAAAGAAACUUCUGUUUAUAUUCCAUUUUCAUUUAUUCAUAAAUAUUUUGAAAUUGGUGGCAAAAUUGUCAAUCAAAAAAGUCAAGAUGAAUAUUUUGAAUGGAAUCACAGUUAUUCAAAGAUAUUCUAUCCAGAUCAACCAUACGAUCCUGCCGAUAUAUUUCUUUGGUUCGGCAAUUAUAAUGUAGAAUUUCGUGAUCGUGUAAAAUGUAUUUCGGCUAUCGAUAAUGUUCCAUUAUCGACACAAUGGUAUCCUGCAGGUCAUCUUUAUCCAACACAAAUCUGUCAAUAUGGUCUUAGUCAUUUUAAUAAGAAUCUUACAUCUGCACCGUCCGAACGUAUUCAAUUGAUUAACGAUGGAAUUGUAUCCGAUUUCCAUGUCGAUCAUAAUUUUAUAGUGGAUUUCAAGAAAAACUAUCUUAUUGUUAAAGAUUCAAGAAUCGAUUUGAAAAAUAAUCAUACAAAUUAUCUAAUUGGUCAACUUGAUAUGAAACUGAUUGGAAAUGCUUCGAUUACAUUUGUCAUGUUCAAUAUACAGACACAACAGAUAUCUUAUGUUUUGUAUUCAACUAUUGAUGAUGUGAUUGUUAUAGAUACUGAAGAUAAUCAAAUCACAUAUGGUUUAGGAUCAAAAGCAUUCAAACGUGGAUGGUUUCAUUUUACUCGUGAUUUACUUGUUGAUCUAUACAAAGGAUAUUUCAUUUCUGACCGAAAACGCAACAAUUAUUAUGUUUCAUACAUUCAAAUCGAUGGUACUGUUUAUAUCAAAAAUUUAGCCCUUAAAACUUCAGCACAUGAAGAAUUUGCUAUGGCAGCCGGCGAUUGGUUGAUGCGAAAUCAAAACGCUCAAGGUGGAUGGCGUAUUCAAGUGGAUAGAAAAUUAUCCAAAGGUUUAUUGGUCAUCAAAAAAGGUUGGCAUUCGGCAAUGGCACAAGGACAUGCUAUAAGUUUAUUGACUCGAUUAUAUCGUGCUACAAACAAUACAAAAUAUCUAGAAACGGCUAAAAAAGCAUUGAAUAUAUUCGAAAUUGAAUCAUAUAAAAACGGUGUCAAAGCAAUUUUGUUUGAUAAAUACAUCUGGUAUGAAGAAUAUCCAACUGUACCGAGCAUAUUUGUCUUGAAUGGAUUCAUAUAUUCAUUGUUUGGAUUAUAUGAUCUAAGCAAAGCUUGUAACGAUCAAAUAUGUCAAAAAUCUAGCCAAUUUUAUGAUGAAGGUAUACGAUCAUUAGAAUCAGCAUUAUCAUUAUAUGAUUCUGGUUCUGGAUCAUUUUAUGAUCUUCGUCAUUUGAGCUUAGGCAUAGCACCGAAUCUUGCACGUUGGGAUUAUCAUUCCACACAUAUAAAUCAGCUAUUAUAUUUAUAUACGAUCACUCGAAAUGAUCUUUUCAAAACGGUUGCCGAUCGUUGGAUUGCCUACAUGAAAGGACAUCGAUCAUCACACAAUUGAUUCAUUGAAUUGAAUUGAAUUGAAUUUUAUUUUAAUUCAAUGAAAAAAAAUUCCCCUUAAAAUAUUUAUUACCAUUCAUAUUGUGAUAAUUUGUCAACCAGCAAAGCAGCAGCAGCAGCAGCACCC
Dermatophagoides farinae (American house dust mite) is the source of this 1970-nucleotide messenger RNA. RefSeq names its product D-glucuronyl C5-epimerase (gene Hsepi). Gene Ontology annotation, molecular function: heparosan-N-sulfate-glucuronate 5-epimerase activity. Gene Ontology annotation, biological process: carbohydrate metabolic process; heparan sulfate proteoglycan biosynthetic process. NCBI's taxonomy places the organism in Eukaryota, Metazoa, Arthropoda, Arachnida, Sarcoptiformes, Pyroglyphidae. Gene Ontology annotation, cellular component: Golgi apparatus. The record is from RefSeq and is a predicted model, not a curated record.